UGGUGCCUUCUAGCCAUCCAUUGUUAGCAUGCCAUCUUUCUGUAUGGAGGUUCACUUUUCGCUCUGUGCAUACCUAGGAAGGCCGAUGCCUUCGCAGUUGCGCCUGUUCAAUACCUAACAAACAGGCCAAGCUGAAACCCGAGCUCGAGCAUCUACUUAUUCUUCGUGAUUCACGGUCUCGCUGCACUUCUCCUUUUAAACCCCCACAUCCACAACAACCCCCAUUCCCAGCUUCUUCUAUCUGAAGCAUCCUCCCUCGAGCACUCAAAAUGGGGAGUUGUGCUAACUGUGGCAAGGAUGCAACCGUGGGGUGCCCCCAUUGCAUGGGAGCUCCUGAAUACCGAGACGGAGACGAUGUCACUUCCUUCUGGUGCAGCCCUGAAUGCAAGGCAGCUCACGAGCCAACUCAUCAAGAGUAUUGCUACAACAAGCAACGGCGCAAAACUCUUUUACGUACAGCCAAGCUACUCAAAGCAGCACUUUUGUCGUACAAAGAGGUAGUGUAUGACAUUCAUGUGACAAAAAUCGAACAUGACGAAGAUAACGGAACUCUGGUCCUCACACAUACCCCGAACCGCAUUGAGCGCCAUCCUUUCCCCAGUCACCUCACACGCAUUGAAAAUCACAAAGAAGCUGCUCUUUUGGUAAAUCAGUGUACUAUGUCGAUUUCUCUCCUUGGUCCGAUGGCCAGAAAUCUGUUGGCCGGAAUUGUCUCUCGAAUGGAUGUCGCCGUUGUUGAAAUUCAGAAUCCCCCUUUCCCCGUCAGACUUCACCCUCCCGAUAGCGCCGUAAGCGACAGAGUGUUCCAUACCAUUGUCGAAGCGACGUUGGACUCAUCAGGGGAACGAUGGUUGAUCGACAUCACAGGCUGUCAGUAUGGUUUCCGAGAUAUUCUGCUUCCCCUCGAGAAGUACAUGACACAGAACAACUGCUCCUCCUAUGAGUUGUUACAGCCUUACGGUCACACCGAAACCACCGACCAGGACGAGCUUCCGCGCUCGCCUUUCUUCAUACUCACAGGAGGGCCCAAUGAACGACAGUUGGCAGACAUUGAAAUUGAGAAAGGUUAUCGUCGACACUUCGCCACUCUGGUUCGCGCAUUAUUUUAUCAAGUAUUGACUCAGGGCUCUGAUGCUCACUUUGCAGCCGUUCUCGAUAAUUUGGCCCACAAAGUGAUUACACAUAUGUCAAGUUAUCGACCUCAGAUGGGGGCAUAUCGAGAGAGGACUACACACUAGGAGCUCUCUGCACUUGUAUCUUCAAUACUUCUAUUGAGUUUGACAACUUCGGGUUUGCUUUCUCGGGUUCAGAUGGGUCGGCGGUAACACGCAGGGCUAGUUCCGAUGAUUGGCUGCAUAAGGUAGCCCAAGGCUUACCACGGGGCA
Molecule: messenger RNA, 1385 nt
Organism: Fusarium redolens
Lineage: Eukaryota; Fungi; Ascomycota; Sordariomycetes; Hypocreales; Nectriaceae
Exons: 2
Coding region: 270-1238 (322 amino acids)
Source: RefSeq, a predicted model, not a curated record